This is a messenger RNA of Monodelphis domestica (gray short-tailed opossum), 5720 nucleotides long. It is a transcript of the gene DNAAF2, whose product is annotated as dynein axonemal assembly factor 2. Gene Ontology annotation, cellular component: cytoplasm. Lineage: Eukaryota; Metazoa; Chordata; Mammalia; Didelphimorphia; Didelphidae. Gene Ontology annotation, biological process: axonemal dynein complex assembly; epithelial cilium movement involved in extracellular fluid movement; cilium-dependent cell motility. The record is from RefSeq and is a predicted model, not a curated record.
UUUUUACUUUCCUCCCUUCCAAUUCCAGCCUCCCCAGAUUGCCCAGGACUAAAGUGGCACAAAAAAAAGGAGGCUUUUUUUUUUAAUUAGAUCAAUUCAGAGAGGAAAGAUUUGGGGAGGGAUAGAUUUUUUUAAUGAGAAAACCAGGAAGAGUCAACUAGAUUUUACCCAAGAUCUUUCUGCUCAGAAAUUCUGCAUUUCUAAAGUCACAAAGUGACAACAGGCUCUAUACCACUACAACUCCAGUGAAAAUUCAGAUUGCAUUUUACUUUGACAUCUCUGAGGAACAAAGGAAUAGUAGGAAUUCCCACCUCACUAAACUGGACUUCAUUUCUGACUCCAGAAAUUGGUCUUCCUGUGAAGAUGUUAUCAACCCUGAAAUUUACACUUCUUGGUGUCUCAGAUCCCUCCAGUCCCUUCCUCCUUAUUGGAGAAAUUGAAAGUUCCUCCCAAACACUAAGAAAGGGGCCAUUAAUAAAAACAAAAAAGGCAUCCAGGGCAGCCAUCUCCUCUGGGUACUCUCCCACUCCUCUUCCCCCUUUUCAGCUUUUUAAAAAUAAAACCUUAACUUCUAUUUUAGCCUAAGAAGAUCAGUAAGAACUAGACCAUCCGAGUUAUGUGACUCGCUCAGGGUCACAAAGCCAGGAAGUGUUUCAGGUCACAUUUGAACUCAGGUCCUCCAAUGUCUGGCUCUCUUAUCUAUUUGCUACCUACAUAGCUUCUCCAGUUCUUUGUUUUUAAUGUCAUCCCAGUAGAUUUUAGGCUAGUGCCUUCACAACUUUCUUGUUACUCCCAGGACAAUGCCUAGCACUUAGUAGGCAAUUAAUGUAUACAAGCCAGAUUCACUGAUAUGCAGAUGUUAGAGAACGUCCAAAAAGUCAAACAAGAAAAAACCCCUCAAAACUCAAAUUUUAUUGCCCAAUGGUUGAUGGUUAAGUAACUACGGCUGGCUGAGUUUUCUACACAAAAUUUUAAUUAUUAAAAAAUAAAUGUGUUUUGGCGAAGACUUUGGUAGAGCCGGGAGGUUAUGGUUUCUCUCUACCAUUUUCCUACCAACCCACGUAUUUUUAAAAUUAAAAAUAAUAAAUGGUGGCCAGAGACACCGGUAAGAGCUGGGAGCUGAAGAUUUCUCUACUGCUCGAGCUCCUAUUAGCCAGCUCUCUCUACGCCCCCUAGUGUUUUGUACGGCUGUCACUCAUCCCCAUGGCAACCGCCAAGCGCCCGCUACCCCUUCCCCCUCCCUCAGUGGUUACCAACCGGCGGUCUCUCUGGAUAACAUCAGCCAGCCACUCCUCUCCAGUCGGACAGGGUCCAGCGAGCUGGGGCCCGGGCCUACGGGCAAGAGGAGUUUCCUCUCCCUCCAACUAAGAAGAACAUGGCCUCGGAGAACCCCUCUUCGCUGCUUCAGGACCUGGACCUGAGUGCGGAGGAGGUGACGAAGCUCACUAAUGCCUUCCAGGAUCCGGAGUUCCGGAGACUCUUCGGCGAGUAUGCGGCGGAGUUAUCAGACCCAGAGAACCGGCAGCGCUACGAGGAAGAGAUCACGGCGCUGGAGCGGGAGCGCGGCAUAGAGGUGCAGUUUGUUCACCCGGAGCCGGGCCAUGUGCUGCGCACUAGCCUCAACGGGGCCCAGCGCUGCUUCGUCAACAUCUGCAGCAACCUACUGCUAGGCCGGCCCAGCAGCAAGCCAGGCACUGGGGGCCCGCAGGGUUCCUCGCCUGGGCAGAUUUGGUCCCUGCCAUACAGCCUGGCCCCGGGCCGCGAAUAUCUGGGUCGCCAAGGCGCCCACUACAAAGUCUACGACGUCAUCUUCCACCCGGACACCCUGUCCCUUGGCAAACAGCAGGAGCGGUUCCGGAUCAUGAUCAAUUCUACGGCCCUGGAGGCGGUGGAGAAGCAGUUCGGCGUGAAGUUGGAUCGGCGCAAUGCCAAGACCUUGAAGAUCAAGUAUAAAGGCACCCCAGAGGCAGCGGUACUGCGGAAGCCACUUCCCCGGGGCGCCCAGCCAGCGACCGAAGGGGAGGAGUCAGGGGACAGUCCACUGCCCGCCUUCCCCUAUCCCUACCCUUAUCCAGAGGUGGAGAAGAGGCCUCCCGCCCCGCAGCCUCUGGGUUCCACGCCUCCUCUCCGGGAAGAAUCUUCAGACCCGGCCCCCACCACGCCGCGUCACAGCGUAGUGCAACGGCACCACGUGGACCUCCAGGACUAUCGAUGCUCCCGGGACUCCUGCCCGAGCACGGUACCCCAAGAGCUAGUGGUCACUAUUGAACUGCCUCUGCUGCGCUCCACCGAACAUGCUGUCUUGGAGGUGACCGAGAAGCAGCUGUCUCUUGAUUCCCGCAAACCUGACUACAGCCUCCGCCUCCCGCUCCCUUACCCGGUAGACGAGAGCCGAGGGAACGCUCAGUUCAACAAGGCCAAACGGCGGCUGAUUGUUACUUUGCCGGUGGUGCCACCAAAGCACAGCAUAGGUCACCUGGACCUGCAGCAGGAGGGGGAGGCAGACAAAGAGGAGAAAAAGGGGGCGGAAGAAAAGGAGGAGGAAAAAAAGGAGGCCAAUAAAGAAGAGGUGAAAAUGGGGGAGGAGGAGAAAAAAGAGGCGGAGGAAAAGGAGGAGGUCUCUGUCUCGGAAAACGGACUUCCCAAACCGGAAGGGGAGGAGGAGUUGGUGGAGCCUUUAGCAUUAAAAGGCAUCCCCGAAACUGAAGCUUCCCCGAGUGUUUACGCUUCUGAAAAGUUAGGAAGUCAAUCUAAUGAGCUCUUAAGGGAUGCGAGGAUAUUUAAAGAUUUGAGCCAAGAGAUCCCAUCAGAUACCCCCAUUUCUUUCCAGUCUCGGCUUGAGAAUUCCUGUGCUUUGGCUAGUGAAGAAAUAAGAGGUUCUCAAAAGGGUGCCAUGCAGAACCUAACUACUGAGAUGGUAGCCACUCCACCAGAUAUUUUGGGGCAGUCACUUAUUAAAGCAAAUCUACCUCUCUGUCCUGUUGGACAGGAACUUCCUUCCAGGACCAUGGCCUUACCUGGGGGUGGAAUUGAAGUACCACCCUCUAGGCCAUUAAACUUAACAGGGAAUGCUGGUACAACAGGUACUUCAGGGCAGCCACUUACUAGUAAAGCAAGUCUACCAAAUGGCAGUGGAGGAGAAGAACAAAGUAAUAAGGUGCCACCCUCUGGGACACUGAGCUUUCCGGGGAAUACAGGCUCACCAGAAGAACCCAAAGAGAAAACAACGAUUGGAAAACAAAGUCUUCCAGAGAAUGCUAGUGAAGUUCAACCUAGAGAAACAGUGAUCGGUUCAGAGAGUAAUGGAGGGAACCCCUUGUGCCCUCCUUUGCAAUGUAAUGAAAAUGAAGAAUCUCUCACUCUGAUAAUCCAAGUGCCUCAAAUCCAGCCACAAAGCCUUCAGAGCAAUUUGAAUCCCCAUCAAUACCAACUUUGUUUUUCCACACAAGAUUUUGUUUCUUAUUCAUUCAUUUUGCAGUUUGCUCCUGAAAAUAAGUUGAACAUCAAAGAACCGAAAAUUAAUGUUUCUUCAUUCAAUGCAGUAAUAGAAUUGACCAAAUCUCCAGAGAGCCUUGGGCACUGGAAAAAGUGGUAUUUCGGUUUGAGCAAGGACUGUUUGCAGGAAAGGUUUUUUGUCAGUGAGGAAAAUGUUGAUGAAUUUCUUCAAGGUGUCUUGAAUUUCAAAAAGUCAACUCCUAAAACCCAACCAUUAAUUGAAGUACUUGAAGUUAGUGAUAAGAAGACCCAGAUUCAGUUAAAGUCACAAGAAGAUGGUCAAAAUCAGCUUAAUGAAAAGGAACAAAGAAUUAAUAUAAGAAGGCAUCUGACUGAAAAAGAAAAUAUGCUUCAAACAAAUACAAAAAAUAGUAAUAAUACAGUGGAUGUUGAAAAAGGACAUACAAAAGAAAACACCGAACCUUCUGAUUCUUAUACAGCAGAUAAAGCACUAGAAAAGAGCAGUUGUGGGUCAGGCCCCUGCUUGCCACAUGAACUUCCUGGUACUUCUACAGAGGUUACUAGAAAAUGUCAACAAUCUGACUCAGUAUCCAAACCCGUUUUCACAGAAGAAAAAAUUGCUGUUUAUUCAAAUAAUGAGAAACAAAAUGUAAGACCAUCAUUGAUGGAAAAGAAAGAACUGGAUGAAGAUCACAUACUUCAAAGUAUCAAAGAGACCAAUAUGAAGGAUGGAAGUGUACAGAUUAUUAAAGAACAUACGACUAAUUGUGCAUUUACUUUUCAAAAUUCUUUGUUAUAUGAUUUGGAUUAAUUUGGGGAUUUUAACUUACCAGAUUCAAGGUACUAUAAAAUCCUUAGAUCUGAAGUAGUUAACUUAGGAAAGCAUCAAAUUCAGAGUCUGGCUGAAAUAAAUACUUUUCAGAGAUGAUUAAAAAAAAUUUUAUAUAGCCAAGCAGUUCAAACUUAUAGCUACCUUAUGUCUUUUAAAUUUUUCAGGUAAUAUUUAAAAAUCUGAUAAAUAUUAAGGAAAUGGCUUUACCAAUUCCCCUUAAGUUUUUUUUUAAUGUUAUAUACUUUAAAAUUUAAAAACAAAGUUUAACAGCACUGUAUUAUUUUUUCCUUUUAUUGAACCUUUCAUUGACCAUUAUUUUCUCUCAAAAUAUUCAUAAAAUUGGAAUGUUAGUUUAUUUGUGAAAGAGUUCUCAAGAGAGUAGGUAGCAAAUACAUAGGACAGAAAACCAGCUUUUAUCUAAUUAUCUUAGACUUGCAUUGUAUUAAAGAAAUUCCUGUCCUAGUCUUAGAAAAGAACCCUUUUGACAAUCACUAAAACACUAAACAAUUAAGAUACAGUAUUUCUAGAGCAAAAUAGUAUUUAGUAUUUUACUUCACCUCUGAAAAUAUUUCUUUGCCUUACCAUAUACAUAAUUAGAUGUCAGAGAUACUGUUUUCCUAAUUAUUUCAAGAAUUCACCAGUUUAAGAUUUAUUACUGAGGUAUUAAAACGUGACUUUUGGUUUCCUAUAAUAGUAACUAUUUUGACAGGAAAAAUCUUUAAAAUCAGAUAGGAAAAUUUUCUUUAAUAUCCUAUCCCAGAGAACAAAUUUACAUAGCUUUAGAGAUUGUACAAAAUUCAGUUUGCAUUUUCCUAAUAAAGUAAAUUUUUCAUGCCUCCUAGAAUAAGAAAAACAAGGGUAGAAAUGGAAAGAUAAAAGCAUCUAAUCACUUGCAAUAUGGUCUUGUGGGUCAAAAGGGGAAGUAAAACUUUGGAUGAACAAUAAUUUACAUGAGUCUCAGAGGAAGCAAGGGCCCUGCCUUAAUAAUAAUUAAUAGAACAGCGUAAAAGAGAAGCUAGAAAGUAUUUGCUAGCCAACCCCAAAUCCAGAAAUCGGUCUACUUUUUGGACUGCACAUAGUGGCCGACUCCUGGAAUAGUUGAAAAGUAUUAGCCUAUCCAUAAAAUUGAUCUGAACUAUUCAAAGCUUUUUAGAGUUAAGAAUUCUAGGCAGGACUUGCAGGAGAUGGCAAACCAAAGCUGGUGGGAUCUCUAGGGGGUAAUGAGGUAUGGGAUGAUGGAAAAAAUACCUCAUGAAGUUUCUCCUCAGCCGGAUGGAAUUUUAAGACUUUAAAAUGCAUGUAAUUUAUUUUGUUUGGAAGGAUUUGCUAGUAUUAUCUCUUUGUAACGAAUGUUAUUUUUCAAAAUCAAUUGUAAUUGUAUAAAAUUGAAACUUUUUACAAACUACUUAAUAUAAAAUAUUGAUUUUAAGUA